UCGAGAAAAUCGUGAAAUGAGAUGUGUGUGGAUACCAAUACAAGCCAAUGGAACCACAUUUCUUGAAUUUUGGAAAUUCUGCUAAGAGUAGAUAUUACACAAUUUUUUUUUUAAAAAAAAAUGAGCCAAAUGUGGACUCAAGUAAUUCAUUACGUGAUAUAAAUUUGUUAAUUCAAAGAGAUUUUUAUUUUUUAUGAUGGUUUUCAUUCCCUUUUUUUCCCCUGAAAUGCAGCAUAGAAUCUGAAUUUUGAUUAUUUUUUACUAAUUUCAGGAUCACACAUUAGACUACAUAAGAUUUUGGGACCCAUCAAAAUCUUUCAAUGAUAUAAACCGUGGAACCAUUAGAAGAGUCAGUAGUAACAUCUGUUAUUGAGUUUUGGAGAAUUUUUAGCAACAAGAAUAAAAGAUGUCUCAAAAUACAUCAAAGAAGGCGAUUCGGAGCCCAGGCAGCAGCGGAGGCCCAAGCAGCCGAAAUGGGCCCGCUCAAACGGUAAAAUUCGCGAGGCGGACUUCCAGCGGCCGCUACAUCAGCCUCUCAAGGGACGACCUGGACAAUUCAGGCGAGAUGUCAGGCGACUACACAAACUACACAGUGCACAUUCCUCAGACACCUGACAAUCAGCCGAUGGAUGCGUCGGUGGCGGUGAAGGCCGAGGAGCAAUAUGUGUCCAAUUCUCUAUUCACAGGGGGAUUCAAUAGUGUGACGCGGGCCCACCUCAUGGACAAGGUGAUUGAAUCUGAGGUGUCCCACCCCCAGAUGGCCGGAGCCAAGGGCUCGUCCUGCGCAAUGCCGGCCUGUGAUGGCAAGGUCAUGAAGGACGAGCGAGGCGAGGACGUGGACCCUUGUGAAUGCAGGUUUAAGAUCUGUAGAGACUGCUACCUGGAUGCAACAAGAGAGGGAGGUGUAUGCCCAGGGUGCAAGGAACCAUACAAAACAGGGGAGUAUGAUGACGACGACAUGCCGAACUUCUCCAUCGGUGCAUUGCCAUUGCCGGCCCCAUCUAACGAAGACUCAAAGAUGGAACGUGGGAUGUCGUUGAUGAAACCAAACAAGUCGAUGUUAAUGAGGACUCAAACCAGUGACUUUGAUCACAAUAGAUUCUUGUUUGAGACAAAGGGAACUUACGGAGUUGGGAAUGCCUUUAAUCCUAAACAAGCGGGUUAUGAUGGAGAAAAUGAAGGUUUUGAUGGAGGCAUGAUGGAAACCAUGGAGAAGCCAUGGAAGCCGCUGACGCGUAAAAUUCCUGUUCCAGCAGCUAUCCUUAGCCCUUACAGGUUGUUUAUCCUCCUCCGCUUCGUAUUCCUGUUCUUUUUCCUCUCAUGGCGUAUCAAACACCCAAAUGAGGACGCCAUGUGGUUGUGGGCCAUGUCGAUCGUGUGCGAGGUAUGGUUCGCCUUCUCAUGGAUACUAGACCAAGUCCCCAAGCUAUGUCCUUGUAGUCGGAGCACUGAUCUAGCCGUCCUGAAAGAGAAGUUCGACAUGCCGAGCCCAUCCAACCCAACGGGAAGGUCAGAUCUCCCGGGUAUGGACGUGUUCGUAUCGACUGCUGAUCCUGAUAAGGAGCCUCCUCUCGUAACAGCCAACACCAUCCUAUCGAUCCUAGCCGUAGAUUAUCCCGUCGAGAAGCUAGCAUGCUACAUAUCUGACGACGGUGGGGCCCUCCUCACCUUCGAGGCGAUGGCAGAGGCAGCCAGCUUCGCUGAUUUGUGGGUCCCAUUCUGCAGGAAACACAACAUCGAGCCCAGGAAUCCUGAUAGCUACUUCAACGUAAAAGGGGACCCCACCAAGGGGAAGAGUAGGUCUGAUUUCGUUAAGGACCGUCGGAUGAUAAAGAGGGAGUAUGAUGAGUUUAAGGUCAGGAUUAACGGCUUACCUGAUGCUAUUAGGAGGAGAUCUGAUGCGUUUAAUGCGAGGGAAGAGAUGAAGAAAUUGAAGCACAAAAGGGAGACUGGGGCUGAUCCGCUGGAACCCAUAAAAAUUCAGAAGGCCACGUGGAUGGCUGAUGGGACCCACUGGCCUGGGACGUGGGCCAGCCCAGCUGCUGAUCAUAAAAAAGGUGAUCAUCCAGGCAUUCUCCAGGUAUUACUGAAGCCACCGAGCUGCGACCCUCUGGUAGGGUGUGACGGUGAGAAGCUAAUCGACUGCACCGACGUCGACAUCCGCCUCCCAAUGUUCGUCUACGUUUCACGGGAGAAACGAUCGGGCUAUGACCACAACAAGAAAGCAGGAGCAAUGAAUUGCCUGGUGCGAGCCUCAGCCGUUUUAUCCAAUGGACCAUUCAUACUCAAUCUCGACUGUGAUCACUACAUCUAUAAUUGCCAAGCCAUACGAGAAGGCAUGUGUUUUAUGAUGGAUCGAGGUGGGGACCGCAUCUGCUACAUCCAAUUCCCCCAGCGCUUCGAAGGCGUCGAUCCCUCUGACCGUUACGCCAACCACAAUACCGUUUUCUUCGACAGCAACAUGCGUGCUCUAGAUGGUCUGCAGGGUCCGGUAUAUGUCGGAACAGGAUGCCUUUUUAGACGGUUUGCUUUAUAUGGGUUCGACCCUCCACGAGCAAAAGAAUACACAGGUUGGUUUGGGAAGAAGAAGGAGACGACGGCUCCACGUCCUGAGGGUGAAGGACAGGCACUGCAUGCUGAUGAGUUUGAUAAUGAGCUAGAUGUAGCAUUGCUGCCUAAACGUUUUGGCAACUCAACUGUCUUGUCUGAGUCAAUACCCAUAGCUGAGUAUCAAGGUCGUCCAAUUGCAGACCACCCUGGCAUCCUGCAUGGUCGACCGCCGGGAGUUCUUACAGUCCCACGCGAGCCGCUUGAUGCUGCAACCGUUGCUGAGGCUGUUUCGGUUAUUUCUUGCUGGUACGAGGACAAAACCGAAUGGGGUGACCGAGUCGGCUGGAUUUAUGGGUCGGUGACGGAGGACGUGGUGACAGGAUACCGCAUGCACAACCGUGGCUGGCGCUCCGUCUACUGCAUCACAAAGCGUGAUGCCUUCCGUGGCUCGGCACCCAUUAACCUAACUGACCGGCUCCAUCAGGUCCUUAGGUGGGCAACCGGUUCUGUUGAGAUAUUUUUCUCCCGCAACAAUGCCAUCCUAGCCUCCUCCAAGAUGAAGAUACUCCAACGUUUGGCCUAUCUCAAUGUUGGCAUCUACCCAUUCACAUCACCUUUCCUCCUUCUCUAUUGCUUCCUACCAGCACUCUCCCUCUUCUCAGGACAGUUCAUAGUACAAACCUUGAAUGUAACCUUCCUUGUAUACCUCCUCAUCAUAAGCGUAUCACUCAUUGCCCUUGCCGUCUUAGAAGUGAAGUGGUCUGGCAUCUCGCUAGAGGAAUUGUGGAGAAAUGAGCAGUUUUGGCUAAUAUCAGGGACAAGUGCUCACAUUGCAGCUGUGGUGCAAGGCCUACUGAAGGUGAUAGCAGGGAUAGAGAUAUCCUUCACGUUGACGUCGAAAGCUGCAGGCGAUGAUAAUGAGGAUAUCUACGCAGAACUAUACAUGGUGAAAUGGACGUCCCUAAUGAUACUGCCGAUUACGAUCAUGAUGACUAACAUAUUAGCGAUAGCGGUUGCAUUUUCAAGGACCGUAUAUAGUGAGAUCCCGCAAUGGAGUAAGCUACUGGGAGGAGUAUUUUUUAGCUUUUGGGUAUUGGCUCAUCUAUACCCUUUUGCUAAGGGUUUAAUGGGGAAGAGAGGGAAGACGCCGACGAUUGUGUUUGUGUGGUCGGGUCUAAUGGCAAUCACAAUCUCAUUGCUUUACAUUGCUAUCAAUCCACCCAAACCGACAGGAGCUGUUGUAGCUGCGACAGGAGGAGGUUUCCAGUUUCCAUGA
Molecule: messenger RNA, 3826 nt
Organism: Magnolia sinica
Lineage: Eukaryota; Viridiplantae; Streptophyta; Magnoliopsida; Magnoliales; Magnoliaceae
Product: cellulose synthase-like protein D4
Exons: 6
Coding region: 407-3826 (1139 amino acids)
Biological process (GO): plant-type primary cell wall biogenesis; cellulose biosynthetic process
Cellular component (GO): plasma membrane; trans-Golgi network
Molecular function (GO): mannan synthase activity; cellulose synthase (UDP-forming) activity
Source: RefSeq, a predicted model, not a curated record